AUGUCGCAAUCGCAAUCGAAAUCGCAACCUCGCGCGAAACAACCCGCCGCAGAGCCGCGUCCCAGCGCCAGCAUCAUCCUCAUCUCCCCCACAAACCAAAUCCUCCUCCUCCACCGCGUAAAGACCUCCACGUCCUUCGCCUCCGCCCACGUCUUCCCCGGCGGCAACCUCGACGCCCUGCACGACGGGCCCGUUGCGCCUCCCACCGAAGGCGCACUUAGACACGCCGACGGGCCCGCGUACCGCAUCGCGGCGCUGAGGGAGUGUUUCGAGGAGAGCGGGAUUCUUCUAGCCAAGGGGAGGGAGGAUGGGAAGUUGGUGAGCGUGGGUGAGGGGGUUAGAGAUGAGGGGAGGAGGAAGGUGCAUAGUGGGGAGGUCAAGUUUAGGGAUUGGGUUGAGGGUGUGGGCGGUGUUCCUGAUGUUGACGGACUCAUCCCCUUCACGAGAUGGAUCACUCCCCCUCCCUCACCCAAACGCUUCACCACCCAAAUGUACCUCUACUUCCUCCCUCCCAACCCUGAAAGCACUCCCUCCUCUUCCUCUUCACCCUCCUCUCAAGAAACAGCUAUCACCAUCCCCACCGACACAUCUCCCAUCAUCGUCCCCACCCCCGACGGUGGCAUAGAACACACAUCCGCCACCUUCGCCACCCCCUCGACCUGGCUCUCCCUCCACCACGCCCGCAAAAUCAGCAUGUUCCCCCCGCAAUACUUCCUCCUCACCCUCCUGUCGCGCUUCUUCCCCCGCGCCGCCGAGGCCGGGACGCCCUCCCGCUCCGUCGUCGACCGCGAGCGGAGGGACCUGCUCGAGUUCAUCGGUAGGGUCCCCGCUACGUUUGGGGGCGAGCGGGAGUUGGGGCAUCCUACUUCGGCGAUUCCGUGGGCCGAGAAGAUUAUUAGCCCGAGGGUGUUGAAGGCUAGGGGCGAUGGGUAUCUUGUGUUGGGGCUGGAUAGGACGGGGGCGGAGGUGGAGGCUAUUGGGGACGGGAAGGUGAGGGGUGGUGUUGCGGAUGCGGUUGUGGUUGUGAAUCUGAAGGCGAAGGGUGGGCCGUGGAACUUGGGUGUGUUUGGAAAGGAUGAGGCGAUGAAGGAGGAGAAUCUGGUCAAGGGAGGAAAGCUCUAA
This is a messenger RNA of Scedosporium apiospermum, 1122 nucleotides long. Its product is annotated as NUDIX domain-containing protein. Gene Ontology annotation, cellular component: mitochondrion. Gene Ontology annotation, molecular function: hydrolase activity, acting on acid anhydrides, in phosphorus-containing anhydrides. The record is from RefSeq and is a predicted model, not a curated record. The transcript is spliced from 3 exons. The coding region runs from base 1 to 1122 and encodes 373 amino acids. NCBI's taxonomy places the organism in Eukaryota, Fungi, Ascomycota, Sordariomycetes, Microascales, Microascaceae.